This is a messenger RNA of Acaulospora colombiana, 491 nucleotides long. The record is from the annotation of a GenBank genome assembly. Lineage: Eukaryota; Fungi; Glomeromycota; Glomeromycetes; Diversisporales; Acaulosporaceae.
CUAACGGUCACUCUAACGGUCACUCAAAUGGGGGAGCACACCGUGAUUCGGCUCCUUUAGAUAAUAUUGUGGUUCUUCACGCCAAGUUGGCGUCUUUGAUCUGCGCAAUCGCCGCCCUCCUUUUUGCCUACUCCUCGACGGGGAGCAACCUCCCAGUCGAAAAGCGGUUCUGGGCAUUCUGUGCUUUCGAGGCAUGUGUUGGAGCCUACUAUCCUGUGAUGGGAAUGUUAAGGGGAUCCCUUGUGCCCAACGAAGUCCGAGCCACGCUCUCUUCAUUAUUCCGCAUGCCUCUCAACAUCUUUGUGACUGUGGCAUUGAUGACGGGUGUUUCCUCAGCUCGUCACUUAGUCUUUGCGGGAUGCUCUAUAGGUUUGGUGCUGGCCUCUAUCUCAUGCGCCCUCAUCCUCGUAAAACGCGGCGAAGAUUCAGCGUCGCCCUCAAGUUCGGGAGAAAAUGGGAAUACAGAGCGCGAACACUCUUACACGGAUUAG